Micropterus dolomieu (smallmouth bass) is the source of this 3084-nucleotide messenger RNA. Its product is annotated as complement component receptor 1-like protein. Lineage: Eukaryota; Metazoa; Chordata; Actinopteri; Centrarchiformes; Centrarchidae. The record is from RefSeq and is a predicted model, not a curated record. The transcript has 16 exons. Gene Ontology annotation, biological process: negative regulation of complement activation, classical pathway. The coding region runs from base 370 to 2055 and encodes 561 amino acids.
UCUAUUACAUCAUGUUCUAUAAAUGCCUAAUCUGAAAAUAUGGCAAAUUGUGACUCGCCAUCAGAAAACACAUCGUAAUAACUUUCUGGAAAGCCACCUUCACAUCUCCUGUUUGUCCCCUCAGGUUUUUCUUUAAGAUGUUUAGGCUACUGACGAGUAAGGUUAGUAUGUUGUAAAGUUUGACUUUUGGCUAAGGGCAAGAAAUGCGUCACUGUCUAUAAGGCCACGCCUGCAUGAGCAGCCGUGAAGAAGGAACUAAAUUCACCAUUGUGGUACCAGCAGCAGCUACAGCCAUAGUGAUUCUUCACAUUUAACGUAACAGCUAUUUGGAAAGCUGAUUGACCUCAGCCAGACUUGCCAGGUCCCAUCAUGGGUGUCACCUACUUCCUACUUCUGAGCUGUAUUGGCCUUGCCAUUACUGUUCAAGCUCAAGACUGUUCCAAACCCCUGGCAGGGCCCAACAUGGAUUUGAAGGGCAGUGAUAACCUUUUACAAACAUUCCCAAAUGGGACCAAAGUUUCUUUUGCCUGUGAUCCUGGUUACGUGUCUGCAGGAGGGUCUGCAGUCAUCACUUGUAAUGCUGGCACUUGGACUCCCGUGAGGCUUAAAUGCGAGAAGAGAAACUGUGGUUCCGCUGGAGAAGUGAAUAAUGGACACAUUGAUUACCCUACAGGGACUGAUUUUGGCGAUUACACAGUGAUCACUUGCAACGAAGGUUACAGAUUUGUUGGCAACAGUAAAAUCCUUUGUGGUGUCCUAGGGUGGGACGGAAGGUUGCCUGAAUGUGAAGUGGUGACUUGUUAUCCACCACCUACGGUUGAACAAGGCACUUUCAGUCCGGUCGAAGACGUCUAUGAAUAUAGAGAAACUGUAAAGUACAGUUGUCAAAGUGAUUAUACACUCAAUGGAUCUAUAACAAUAUCAUGUUCAGAUGAUGGGACAUUUGUACCUGAUCCUCCAAAAUGUGUCAAGGUUCAAUGUGGUGAUCCUGCCAUUGAAAAUGCCAACUGGGUUGACGGUUCUCGACCCCCUUAUGGAUACAAGGCUACGGUGAAAUACCAGUGCAACCCCGGAUAUGUUAUGACAGGACAGAGUACCGUGACAUGUGAUAUUAAUAGUCAGUGGUCACCUGGACUUCCAUAUUGUAAUAAAACAAUAAACUGCGGUUCUGCUGUAAAAGUGGAAAAUGGACGUGUUGAGUACCCUAAAGGGACUGACUAUGGCAGUGAAGCUGUGAUCAGCUGCAACACAGGUUACAGAUUGGUUGGCAAAAGUAAAAUCCUUUGUGGUGUCCAAGGGUGGGACGGAAGUUUGCCUGUAUGUGAAGUGGUGACUUGUGAUCCACCACCUGUGGUUGAACAAGGCACUUUCAGUCCAAAGAAAGAGACUUAUAAAUUUAAAGAUGUUGUACAGUACAGUUGUCAAAACAAUUAUACACUCGAUGGAUCAAUGUCAUUAUCAUGUUCAGAGGAUGGGACAUUUGUGCCUGCUCCUCCUAAAUGUAUCAAGGUUCAGUGUGGUGAUCCUGUCAUUAAAAAUGCCAAAUGGGUUAAAGGUUCUCGACCCCCUUAUGGAUACAAGGCUACGGUGACCUACCAGUGCAUAUCUGGAUACUUUAUGACAGGACCAAGUACCCUGACAUGUGAAAUGAAUAGUCAGUGGUCACCUGGACUUCCAGAAUGUCAAAAAGAGGGUCAUUGUGGUGAACCUGUCAUUGAAAAUGCCAAAUGGGUUGAAGGUUCUCGACCCCCUUAUGGAUACAAUGCUAAGGUGACCUACCAGUGCAUAUCUGGAUAUGUUAUGACAGGACCAAGUACCCUGACAUGUGAAAUGAAUAGUCAGUGGUCACCUGGACUUCCAGUAUGUCAAAAAGGCAAUAACUCCAAUGUCUUGGGUAUCACACUGGGUGUUCUUGGGGUCAUUGUGAUUAUCAUCACUACCUGUGGAUGCUAUCACUGUGGAUUCCUGGCAUUCAUCAAGAAAAAGCAACGCUCUCGGAGAGACUAUCCUGGCGAGGGGGAUACAAAAGAAGGAGAGGGAGUAGCACUCUCGUAAGCGGCGUAGUCCUGUUACUCCAACAUUGCUGGAUGUAAAGAGGAUUGGUUAAGAAGAGGAAAAUCACUGGACUAGUAUUUGAAUGUACUUGUGCUGUGCAUGUGGAUGGCAGUGGCUUAUGAAACCCCCUAUAAAUUAGUUUCUGAACGCCACUCAGAAAAAUCUCAGUGAACUGAGCUCAGUCCUUAGCUUGUGUGUUAAGUAGUUCCCCUGAUUUGUUGACAUUUUCCAUCUUUCAUAAGCCACUCAACCACUUUUCAGUUCUGUAAUUAUGAAGGAAUGAGAUUUAAUGUUUAUCAGAGAGGCUUAAACUUCACAUUGAUUUUCAACUUGCACUAUUCAGCACAGAGCAUGGCUCUGCUUGGCCAAAAUACCACAGUUAUACCGAUGUCUUACAAUAAACAAAAUCAUUAAAAAUGUUUGCGUAGUUAACCUUAAAUAUUGCUGGCUCCUAGCCGAUAAACCAGUCCUCCCGUCUUGUAGAUUAAACUUCGACCUUUACAGAGAACACAAUGGGAUCUGUAGAACAGUGCCUGCAAAUAAAACAUGUUCCAUAUGCCUUAAAACAGAAAGCCAAGUGUUUUAGAUUGUUGUGUGUUUGCCUGUCAAUUGCAUAAAUGUGAACCUACUUGUUAGUUAAUAGAGGCUUAAUUGCUGGCCUAACUUAGCUUAUUGUUUAUGCUCAAUAAUUGGCCAUGUUUAAUGUUGGCACGUUGGGUUUUUUUUGUGCCCUGUAGAUUCACCAAAUUAAGUUAAUCAGUUUUCCAUGACAAAGAAGGUUGUUUUUUUUUUUUUUUUGUUUUUUCUUACAAAUUAUUUGUUUCCAGAUUGUAAAAAGAGGAAUACUUUUGAGUAAUAGGACAUGUGUCCAUGGUAAAGAGGUGUGUGUGUGUGUGUGUAUAUAUAGACUAUGAUCUCUGAAAUAUUUGCACUUGCUUGGCUUUUUAUCUUUAUUUAUUUAACUAAAAUGUGUCAGAAGAUGUUCACACACCCUUUUGUAAUCAGUGAAAUAAAACAUGAUAACAAAGA